AUGCGAACAAGGUCGCACGAUCCGGUAUCGUCCACAUCCUGUGAGCCCUUUUCCCCGCCCUCGCUCUCUCCGCUCUCCGGCCUCGGCCAUGACAACACUAGGGCAUACUGGGGUUGGAGGGAGGCUGUCCUAAAAGCCUUGACUUCAACUGUUAAGGCCAUUUCAGCGAAACUGGUUGCUAAUACGGUGGCCUGGGUCGUCGACUGUGGUUCAAAGGAACUCGGGAAAAGGGAGGGGGAGCUCCUCCAAUGGUGGCCUCCAGUCGAAGUCGGCUCAGUCACCAGGGUGUCAAGUCCCCGGGUUACUGGGCUACCGGGUUACCGGGUUACCGGGUCGUGUUCAUCUUUCACCUGCUCAGCUCCUUUUGCUCAGACAGAUAGACAGCUGCUUCGGACGAGGAUGGACAAAGUGGAGAAACCUCUUCUGGUCGCCUGUCUUCUUGUCCGCAUUUCCCAGCUCCUUCGCCUAUUCUCUCCUCCUCUUCAUGCAUGUUCUGUCACCUUUUCGCUCGUCCUUGCUUGUGCACCGACACGCACCAGGGGCCACUUGUUUACCGGUAAUUCACCAGUCCAAAUGAAGACCGACUUUGGAGCAGUUUAG
This is a messenger RNA of Protopolystoma xenopodis, 600 nucleotides long. The record is from the annotation of a GenBank genome assembly. Lineage: Eukaryota; Metazoa; Platyhelminthes; Monogenea; Polystomatidea; Polystomatidae.